Messenger RNA from Strongylocentrotus purpuratus (purple sea urchin), 2097 nucleotides. RefSeq names its product probable ATP-dependent RNA helicase DDX58. NCBI's taxonomy places the organism in Eukaryota, Metazoa, Echinodermata, Echinoidea, Camarodonta, Strongylocentrotidae. Bases 1 to 2097 code for a protein of 698 amino acids. The transcript has 14 exons. The record is from RefSeq and is a predicted model, not a curated record. Gene Ontology annotation, cellular component: cytoplasm. Gene Ontology annotation, molecular function: DNA binding; ATP binding; single-stranded RNA binding.
AUGGCCGCGGCCUCGGUGGAUGCCCCAGCGUUGGAGGAGGCGGAGGAGAAUAAGUUUAAGGUCAUCACGGAGGUCUAUCGACCUCUACUCAUAGAGGUCCUGGAUGUCAAGGAUAUUGUAGAAGCUCUCAAGAUACAGUUUGGCGGGGGUGAUGCGAAAUUCAACGAAGUGCUAGAGUUGAUUGAAACAGGCGAAAGAAGAAAAAUUGUAGCAGAACGAUUUAUGGAGGCACUUAAGGUUAAAGAAGACAAAAGGGGUCUCUAUCGUGCUGUGAUCGAUGCUUUGAUUGCUUCAGAGAACGACGCAAUAGCUGAACAUCUGGAAGGAACGUCUGAAUUCAACACCAAGAAAAGGGAACAUUAUCGCUCCUUUCUUUGGGUCUACGCUAAUCGAUUGGAGGAUAUUGAGCCUCUAAGCCUUCUUACCUCAUUAGAAGAACAUCUUACUAAACGAGACGUCGAGAAAAUACGAAAAACGGUUGAACGUGAGGGAAAUUGUGCCGGUGCCUCAGAACUUCUCCUAAGACUGGAUCGUAAGUCAGAGGACUGCUUUGGAGAGUUCAUCAAGGCCCUAGACAGGAAUGGCUCACACAAACUCGCCAAGGAGAUGGAGGAAAUGAAAAAUUUCGCUCUGGGAAUCGGUGCAGAUGACGAAGUUGACGAUGGUAACGGCGAGGACAUUCCAAUUGUCGGCAACGUGUGUCCAUCAAGCGAUAAGGCAGAGGAAUUAGAACUACGGGAUUACCAAGAGGAGGUCCUAACUCCAGCAUUGAAGGGGCAGAACGCUAUGGUGGUCUUGCCAACAGGGACAGGAAAGACAGAAGUCGCCAUCGCUCUUAUAAGUCGCCGGUUCCUGGCCCGCAACCCUGUAGGAGCCUCUAAUCAUCGAAGGCAGAAGAGUGUGUUCGUAGUGAACAAGGUUCCCCUAGUGAAACAACAGAAGGACAGGUGUCUGAAAUACUUGAAGGGAAUGUGUGAGGUCGCUGGAGCUAGCGGUGAAGAGUUGAACCAUGUGCCAUUGGACAUUGUCAUCGAUGCCAACGACAUCACCGUCUUGACGGCACAGGUGCUUGUCAAUGCCCUCAAAGAUGAGAACAUUAAGCUUGAACUCUCCGACAUCGCACUCCUUGUCCUAGACGAAUGUCAUCACUGCCAGAAAUCUAAUCCAUACAAUGUUCUGAUGGCGAUGUACAGGGACCUAAAGCUGAACUCUCCGAAACUUCCAAGACCACAGAUACUUGGAAUGACAGCAUCACCUGGUGUUGGGGAUUCGAAGAACAUGGUGCAGGCUGAAUGCUACAUCACAAAACUCUGUGCUAACCUAGACUGCAUAAUUUCACGACCUAAGAUCUAUGCUGACAAACUCAAAGCGAAGAGUAACUCACCCAAGGAAACUCAGAUAAUAGUGAAAGGAAGACCUCUUGAAGAUCCUUACUUCCGUGAGAUCAGUGUCAUCAUGGAACGCAUCGAAGAUAAAAUCAAACUCGUAGAAGCCGGAAGAGCGCUUGUGGAGGGGAAUGACGAAUUCACUAAAAUGGUAUCUCGUCGUGGCGCGCAAAGCUAUGAACAGGGUGUGGUCAAUUUGAAGAAGAAGAUUCAAGAAACGAUAGAAAAUGAAGACGACAGGAGAGAACUAAUGGCAUGUGUGAGCUACCUGAGGGAAUACAACAACAGUUUAUUCAUAAAUCGUGAUGCACGUACGUCAGAUGCCAUCUCCUACAUGGAGGACUACAUCAAUGAAGAGGAGAGGAGUAGUCCUUCAGGCCCUGCUGAUAUGAUCCUUAAGAAAAUGUUCAGAGAUAAACUUCAGACUUUGAACCGAAUCGCUAAUCUGCAUAUGAGUAUCAACCCCGUCUUGAAUGAGCUUGGCAAGCAACUGAAGAAGGCAUAUGCAGAGAAUGAGGAGUCCCUUAGCAUCAUCUUUACAAAGACCAGAGCGUCUGCCAAGGCUCUGGUGAAGUGGCUCAAUGAAGACCCUGAUCUGAAUGGCAUCAAAGCUGACAUGUUGAUAGGAAGUGGUAAUCAAGGUAUGACGUCAACAGAACAAAAUAGAAAUCUACAGUUGUUCAAGGAUAAGAAAAGAAGGUCUGGACAUUAG